UCGUCCUAACACAAUAAUGGACAAAAUCAGGGUUUCCCAACCCUCUCCUUGGCCCACACAGUGUUUAACCCUACAUUGGCACACUAGAUUAAAUUAGUCAAAGCCGUGAUGAUUAAUUGACUAAUUGAAUCAGGUGUGGCAGUUUAGAGUUAAAUCAAAGAGGAAGAGAGGCCCAACUCUGUGGAAAAUCUGUCUCCCACCAGCAAGCAGUGUUUUUGUAUGGAGGCUGCCGGUCCUAAUGUGGAGGCGGGGCAGAACUUGUGUUGAGCACGUGCCUGUGUUGCCAUGGGGUCACCCCCCUUGUUCCUGCUCCUCCUGGGCCUGACCCCUAUGCUCCGCCUGACUGUUAAUACCUUCCACACGUCCGCCCCUCCCCCGGCUCCCCCUCCCUCCUGUGGGCCUGGCCAGUCCUGGGCCGUCCGGCUGCACACAGACUCCGAGCUGCUGGAGGCUGAAGGCUCCACCCUUCACGAGCUGGCCAGCAGGGUGGCUGAGCAGGCUGGCCUGGAGAACAGGGGCCAGAUAGGGCAGCUGGAGGGCCACUACCUGCUCUGUGCCGGGUCUGAGGAGGAGGGCAGGCCGGGGGACGUGCUGGCAGCCCACCCUCAUGUGCUCUGGCACUCCCAGGAGCAGGUCCUCAGCCGCUCCAAGAGAGCAAUAGCCUUCAACGACCCCAGAUACCCAUUACAGUGGCACCUGCACAACGAUGUCAGGGAGGGCAUGGACAUCAAUGUGACUGGUGUAUGGGAGCACAACAUCACAGGGACAGGGGUGACAGUGGUGGUCGUGGACGAUGGGGUUCAGCACACCCUCCAGGACAUUCAGCCAAACUAUAGUCCAGAGGGCAGUUAUGACUUGAACUCCAACGACCCGGACCCCAUGCCCCACCCGGACGCCCGCAGUGACAACCACCAUGGCACGCGCUGCGCUGGGGAGAUCGCCGCUGUCUCCAACAACAGCUUCUGCGCUGUGGGCGUGGCCUAUGGCAGUAAAGUGGCAGGUAUCAGAGUCCUGGAUGGGCCGCUCACAGACAGUAUGGAGGCGGUGGCUUUCAACAAGCACUACCAGAUCAACGACGUCUACAGCUGCAGUUGGGGUCCUGACGAUGAUGGCCGCACUGUCGAUGGACCACACCCCUUGGGCAAGGCGGCGCUGCAGCACGGAGUGAUUGCUGGCAGACGGGGCUUCGGCAGUAUCUUUGUCGUCGCCAGUGGCAAUGGGGGCCAGUACGAGGACAACUGCAACUACGAUGGCUAUGCUAACUCAAUCUACACUGUUACCAUUGGAGCAGUAAAUGAGGAAGGGAAGAUGCCCUUCUAUGCUGAAGAGUGUGCCUCCAUGCUGGCUGUCACCUUCAGCAGUGGUGGCAGAACGCUGCGUAGUAUUGUGACGUCAGACUGGUCACUGCAGCAGGGCACGGGCUGUACUGACGGGCACACGGGCACCUCGGCGGCGGCACCCCUGGCGGCUGGCAUGGUGGCUCUGAUGCUGCAGGUCCGGCCCUGUCUCACCUGGAGAGACGUGCAGCACAUCAUCACCUACACAGCCACACAGUAUGAUGUGCAAGGGGACUGGAAAAUCAAUGGAGCGGGCUUCCACCACAGUCACCAGCACGGCUUCGGCCUGCUCAACGCCUGGCGGCUGGUCAACGCUGCCAAGGUGUGGGAGAUGGUGCCAUUCCUAGUGUCCUAUCAGAGCCCAGUGCUGAAGGAGGAGGCUCUUGUCCCAGCCUAUCCGGAGCAACUCAACCUAACCUGGAACGUCACUGCAGCUGACCUCAGGCAAUCCGGGAUGCAGACCUUGGAGCACGUGUCUGUCACCUUGACGCUGGUCCAUUCUCGCCGCGGCAGCGUGGAGAUUGUGCUGCUCUGCCCCAGUGGAAUGACCUCACUCAUCGGGGCGCGCCGUUCUCUGGACACGGAUACCUCGGGUUACUCAGACUGGACGUUCUCCACUGUGCGCUGCUGGGGAGAGGGAGCCGAGGGCCAGUACAGGCUGCAAGUCUCUGACCACAGUAAGGAAGAGCCUGCGUGGCCCCUGGGCUCUCUGAAGCACUGGAAGCUCACUCUGUACGGCUCCUCUCUGUCCUUCGAAGAGGUCAAGGAGAGACAGAGUGUGGUGGAGGAGGCUAUGGGGGGGCAGUAUCUGGACAGCAGUUUCUCCCUGCCCUGUCCUGCAGGCAUGGACAUCCCCCCUGAGACGGUCAGCCCGUUCACAUCCAGCAGCCUCAAGUCUCUGCUACUGCUGGGCUGCUUCGCACUCUUCUGGUCCCUGUACUACACCCUGGAGGUGACCCUGGCCAACCUGGACUUUAGAGGACUGUGUUGGUGGGACAGGGGGACGCGGGGCUCCCACAGGGGGCUGGAGAUGCUCUGAGCUGGAGAGAACUGUGUGUUGGACUAAUCACUGGAGACGCUGCCACAUAACACUGGAGAAAACCUCUUCCCUCUACGACCUCCCACCCGCCGUUCAUCAGUCUAGGCCUGCUGUGAACCCAGGGGGGCAAACUGGACUGGAGACUGAGCUAUGUGGGCUGGAACUGUGAUCUCACUGGCCCACCCAUCGCUCCCCAAGCCUGUGGCCUUUUAUCAGAGUUGCAGAGACCCAAGCCUGUGGCCUUUUAUCAGCGUUGCAGAGACCCAAGCCUGUGGCCUUUUAUCAGCGUUGCAGAGACCCAAGCCUGUGGCCUUUUAUCAGCGUUGCAGAGACCCAAGCCUGUGGCCUUUUAUCAGCGUUGCAGAGACCCAAGCCUGUGGCCUUUUAUCAGCGUUGCAGAGACCCAAGCCUGUGGCCUUUUAUCAGCGUUGCAGAGACCCAAGCCUGUGGCCUUUUAUCAGCGUUGCAGAGACCCAAGCCUGUGGCCUUUUAUCAGCGUUGCAGAGACCCAAGCCUGUGGCCUUUUAUCAGCGUUGCAGAGACCCAAGCCUGUGGCCUUUUAUCAGCGUUGCAGAGACCCAAGCCUGUGGCCUUUUAUCAGCGUUGCAGAGACCCAAGCCUGUGGCCUUUUAUCAGCGUUGCAGAGACCCAAGCCUGUGGCCUUUUAUCAGCGUUGCAGAGACCCAAGCCUGUGGCCUUUUAUCAGCGUUGCAGAGACCCAAGCCUGUGGCCUUUUAUCAGCGUUGCAGAGACCCAAGCGUAUGUGAGUAAGUGUACUGCGGGGGAGCAACCUAAACCCUCUGGAUCUCUCAGGACCCUCCGGUCUCACCUAGCAGUGCUAUAGAGGUGGUAGUUUGGCCUGGUCUUUGGGUUGACGUGUGUAUCACUAGUUUGGUUCAGUCCCUUACCUGGGUCUUUUACUGUGGGAUUAGACGGCAUGCUGGACAACCAGACAGAGCAGCACUCCUGGGGUGGUUUCCUGGACAAUGAUUAUCCUGGACUAAAAAGCAAGAUCAAUUACGAAUAUCCGUUGGAAAUGCUUUUUAGCCCAGGAUUAGGUUAUAGUCUGGGUCCGUAACCGGCCCUUGCAGUUUAAGUCAGUCUUCCAAAGUUUAUUAGGUGUGCACCAUGGGAAGGCAUUACAAUGCUGUGUGUGUGAAUGUGUUUUAAAAUGUAAAUGGUUUUGGGGAUGUGUGACGGUGUGUGGGUGUGAAUGUGUUUUAAAAUGUAAAUGGUUUUGGGGAUGUGUGACGGUGUGUGGGUGAAUGUGUUUUAAAAUGUAAAUGGUUUUGGGGAUGUGUGACGGUGUGAGAGUGAAUGUGUUUUAAAAUGUAAAUGGUUUUGGGGAUGUGUGACGGUGUGAGAGUGAAUGUGUUUUAAAAUGUAAAUGGUUUUGGGGAUGUGUGACGGUGUGUGGGUGAAUGUGUUUUAAAAUGUAAAUGGUUUUGGGCAUGUGUGACAGUGUGUGAGUGAAUGAGUUUUAAAAUGUAAAUGGUUUUGGGGAUGUGUGACGGUGUGAGAGUGAAUGUGUUUUAAAAUGUAAAUGGUUUUGGGGAUGUGUGACGGUGUGUGGGUGAAUGUGUUUUAAAAUGUAAAUGGUUUUGGGGAUGUGUGACGGUGUGUGGGUGAAUGUGUUUUAAAAUGUAAAUGGUUUUGGGGAUGUGUGACGGUGUGUGUGUGAAUGAGUUUUAAAAUGUAAAUGGUUUUGGGGAUGUGUGACGGUGUGUGGGUGAUGGAGUUUUAAAAUGUAAAUGGUUUUGGGGAUGUGUGACGGUGUGUGUGUGAAUGAGUUUUAAAAUGUAAAUGGUUUUGGGGAUGUGUGACGGUGUGUGUGUGAAUGAGUUUUAAAAUGUAAAUGGUUUUGGGGAUGUGUGACGGUGUGUGUGUGAAUGAGUUUUAAAAUGUAAAUGGUUUUGGGGAUGUGUGACGGUGUGUGGGUGAUGGAGUGCUCUUCAGAUUUUGGCUGCUUUUUAAAUGAUUUAUUUUAUUAAUAGGAUUUGUUCAAAUGUUUGCAUUGUAAUUUCAGGAAAUGUCUAAUACUGUGUACGAAACAUGAAACACCUUCCUAAUAUUGAGUUGCCCUCAGAACAGUCGAUUUGUCAGGGCAUGGACUCUACAAGGUGUCAAGCAUUCCACAGGGAUAAUGUUCCAUGUUGACUCAAAUGAUUCCCACAAUUGUCAAUUUGACUGGGUGACCUUUGGAUGUUAGACCAAGUUGCUUUUGGUUUUGGUCCAACAGCUUCAAACAGCUGUAAAAAAAUAAUAUAUAUAUAUAUAUAUAUAUAUAUAUAGUGACGAUUUUAGAUGGUACAAUGAUUACCGACACUAUUCCGUGCUUGUUUUCUCGCAAACUGAAAUUGAGCGAACAGUGUAGAAUUUUUGCAACUAGGAAAUGAAUCAUUUCCACUGGAUAACACAGCCACGAAUUCAGAACAGCUUUCCCAUUUUGACAACAGAUUUCGUUCCGGUGGGAGAAAUCAGUAUGCAAAUAUCGCAGCCAAUCCCAACACUAGCGGCUAAGUGAUACUGUGAAACACUUGCAUUCCACUAUUAGCGCCAGAUAUAUUAUGGACAUUUUUCUGAAAUUACAAUGCAUAAAUUCAAAGAAAUCCUGUGCGUAGCAGCUUUAAAGCUACAAUAUGUACGUUUUUGGGCGACCGGACCUAGUUCCUAUAGAAAUGUGAGAUCAUUCAUUCCUGUCUAAGAAGCGGUGGAUUUGUUCUAUGUGUGCUAUUUCUAUGCUUCCCGUUCUAAAGUUUUGUUUUUGCUUCUUUUACUUUGGGUUUUGUACACCAGCUUCAAACAGCUGAAUAUACAACAUUUUUGAUUCUGUAAAAUAUAUUUCAAAGCGGUUUAGAUGGUACGGUGGUUCUCUACACAAUGACUGCUUGUUUUGUCACAAACUGAAAUUACACAAACUAUUCUAAUUUUAGCAACCAGGAAACGAUGGAGCUAUUUCUGUGCAUCUUUUAAGUUAAUGAUUUGUAAACAGACCUCCUGUUUGGAAUGUUAUUUUGUGCAGACUGUAUACAUUUUUCCAGUACUUGAACUUGAUUUGGGAUCUGAGUGUGGGGUUGAAUGUGUUUUAAUUUUUUUUAAUCAACUGUAAUAUGUGUGUGUUGUACAUCUAUAUAUCAGAGUUUGAUGAUUUUUAUCAACUGAAACAUAUUAAAGAUUUUAUUUUUAUUUACUGAACUGGAAGCCUGUGUUUUGCUGUGCAAGUCACCGCUUGAUUGAGUAAAAUGAAUAAAGAUUGUUGAUGGAA
Messenger RNA from Oncorhynchus mykiss (rainbow trout), 5641 nucleotides. The record is from RefSeq and is a predicted model, not a curated record. Lineage: Eukaryota; Metazoa; Chordata; Actinopteri; Salmoniformes; Salmonidae.